Messenger RNA from Symbiodinium necroappetens, 3699 nucleotides. The record is from the annotation of a GenBank genome assembly. NCBI's taxonomy places the organism in Eukaryota, Dinophyceae, Suessiales, Symbiodiniaceae.
AUGUGGCGUGCACUCCUUCUGGUGCCUGCUGCGGGUGCCCCUAGCGUGGCUUGCCCAGGGCUGCAGCAGGGCAGCUUACAGGUGUGUGAAAGGUGCGUGCACGACGAUCUUUGCUCGGCGGGGCUGUCAUGCGACUCCUUCAUGCAGAAAUGCAUUGAACCAGCAUGGAAUGCUUCCGAGGCUUUGGAAGCCUGUCCAGAGGACCCAGAGCGGCCCGAAACUUGGGCAGCGCAGUGCAAGCUGUCCUGUUCUGACCAGCAGACAACGUCAGCUUUGAGCAUCUUUGUUUGCAGUUUGUCUAUGGUCCGUGUGCUGUGCGCCCUUCUCUCAUGCCUGGCACUGGCAUGCGAUGCAGCAGAAGAGCUCCCCACAGAGAAUUCGACCUUGAAGUUGACUUGUUUCGGCUGGCGCUUGGAGCAACCAGAGCUCAUCGUUACAAACUCCGGGGCCUUCCUGAACGGAGUUGCGAUCAGUGAUGAUCAGCUGCGGAGUAUCCACGAGGUUGCAAACGAUCUUAUUGUUACCGACGACAAAGUUCUCACAAACUUGGACAUGCUGGCAGGGAUCCAACGAGUUGGCGGCAAUGUCGAGAUCCGCUACAACUCAGCCCUUCAGGAUUUCUCAGGUUUGUCAGGCCUGCAAAGCGUGGGAGGGUCGGUAAAUAUUAUCGGCAACAGAGGCGUUCAAGAUCUGGCGGGCUUCGCCGACUUGAGAGUAAUCGGAAGGUUUUUGAGGGUGCAUCACAACGAGCGGCUGGAACUACUUGGUGGAUUUGACUCGCUGACCCGUGUCGGCAGAGAUCUUUCCAUUCGUGGAAACAGCAAGCUUCAGAGCAUGCCGCGAAUGCCCCAGCUGAAGAUGGUUGACGGCAAGGUGGAGGUGGUGUUCAACAGAGCCAUGAGUGCAGCUUAUGGAAUGGAGUCCCUCGAGUUUAUUGGGGGGGACCUAGCGAUCAAGGACAACGAUAACCUGACCAACAUGACUAUGCUGCCGGCAGUUCGGGAGAUCGUUGGCAAGUUCGAAGUAAGCUACAAUCAGGCUCUGCUGGAGGUUGGUGGACUUGAGAACCUUACCCAGAUUGGAAGCCUGGCAGUGGUCAGCAACCCAUCGCUCAAGAUCGCCGACUUUGCGAACCUAUCAGUUGUCCAUGGUGCGGCUGAGGUCAUGUAUAAUGAGGCGUUGCAGGAACUGGGCCUCAAGAAGCUUGUAUCAGUUGGCGUGACUUUGGGAGAUGGCGAAAGAGAUGACAAAGACGACGAACCAACUCACCUCAAGCUCAACGACAACGACAACAUGACGCAAGUCGAGCUUCCCAGCCUUGCUUCUAUCGCGAAUCUGGAAGUACGUUGGAAUGCGCAGCUAAAGCAGGUCUCGACGACUGUGGCGUUCACCCACAGUAUCAUUAUCGAGGCAAAUCACCUUCUGCAAGAGAUCCUUAUGCCCAACACCACAGAGAUAAAUGGCGAGCUUCGUGUGGCCUUCAAUGCAGUGAUUCCUGACAUCUCCAGCUUCGAUUCGCUAACGCUUGUCAAGGGUGAUAUAAACAUUCAAGAGAACAAGGGCUUGCGGGACAUGUCUGGCUUCGGGAAGCUCCGAGCAGUGACAGGAGACUUGCAGGUAACCUCCAAUCCAGCCCUACAGGAUUUGAGUGGCUUGUCCUCCGACUUCAGUGUCGGAGGGAACUUGCAGAUCUCAGAGAACGACAACUUGUUGGGGCUUAGCGGCAUGUCUGCCCUGCCCGACGUGAAGGGUUUUGCCGUCCUGAGCUUCAACUGUUCGGGCAACUCUGUGAGACCUGCGAACACCGCAACAUGCGUUCCUUGCGAAGCCUGGCACUACGCCGAAGAUCAGCGCUGCAAGGUCAAUUACACGUUUCUCGUCAUUGUUGCUUUCGUUUCUAUCCUCUCCUUCUGCAUCGUUGCCACCCUCGUCGUGACUUUCAGGAAAGUCAUGCCAGUGGAGAGCAUCGUGUCGGCUCCGGGCAGGGUCCUCCUCAGGACUCAAGACAGGCAUUACUUGCUCCGAGGCGUGUGGAGCCGUGACUUCCCGUUGGUCAUACACGGCACAGGAUGCGAUCUCCUGGAUAAGCCGUCUAAGAGGCCUCUCAAAGCCAGGGCUGUCAGCGACAAAGAGCUUGAGGUCCUGGUAGUCGUCGAGAAAACAGGGAAUCCGAGACGGUCCAUGAGCUCUCUCCAAGACAUUCCUUUAUUUAUGGACGUAUUGCAGCCAGAGCCAGGCUUUGGUAUGCCAGUCGAUGCCAUGGCUUCAGGCAGCACUGUCAUCAGUGGCCAGGGGGUGGCCCGUGUCAGCUGCCCUUGGGAGCUGCGGGUGGUUGGCUUUGGGGUGCCUGCUGCGGUCUGGCUGAGCCUCUUCCUAGUAACGAUUGCUGCGUUCCUUGGUGCUGGAUUCUUGCUUGGCAUCGAGCCCGCGAUCAUCCUAGAUUCAGUCGGCUGCGGCUCCCUCCUAGGGGCGGGAGUGUCCCUGGCCUUUCGAGCCUAUGCGAUCCGUCGCAGACACUGGAAGAGGCGUGCUCGGAGCAAGGCAGUUCGAGAGAAGGCCCUACUUGGGGAUUUGGAGCAUGCUGUGCGGAGCGGAGAUGACCCAGCCGUACAUCGCAUUCAGUACGAGCUGCAGUCCAUGAAGUCCUGGGGGCCUCAGCGCUUUUCCUCGACAUUGCAUGCGGUGAAGCAGAAGCAAAGUCAGGAGGCAGGCGUCAGCAUCUCGUACUUGCUUUCCGCGGAGUUCAAACUGCUUGCACAGACACGCAGCAAGUUGGAUGAUCCGAAUUUCUACGAUCUCAAAGAUGCAUUCUUUCUCUCCACCGACCCAAUAGCAAUUGGCAGCGACAAAGUUUGCCCUCGUGACGGUAAGCUGGGAUGCGCCCUUGUCGAUGUUUUGGACCUUGACCACAGGGGAGACUGCACGCACUUCUUGUCCUGGACCUGGGGGUAUUCCUUGAACCUCGUGCGCAGCUCCAUGACGGCAUGGAUUGACCAAAGCAAGAUCGAUCCUCAGAAGACCUUUUUGUACAUGUGCUUCUUUGUCAACAAUCAGUACAGGAUUCUGCUGGAUCAGAAUGGCGCAGGCAGCAUGGGCUCAAACCUGAAAGAUGUUUUCGGCGAUAACUUGCAACGGAUUGGCCGCAUGGUCGCACUCCUUGACGGUUGGGAGAAACCGACAUACCUUUCUCGCAUAUGGACAAUUUUCGAGCAGUACACGGCGGUGGUGUUGGAGAUCGAGGUCACCUUUAUCCUGCCCGAAGUGUCUGGAGAUAGCUUGCUCGAAGAGAUCCGCAAAGGCGAGGAGGGCAUUGUUCGCGUGCGGGACUCCCUUUGCGAUGUCGAUGCCGAGAUCGCGUGCGCAUGGUGUCCAGAAGACGAAAUGCAAGUCAAAAGUAUGAUCGAGGAAACCAUCGGCUUCGAGAAGGUAAACGCCAAGGUGCAGGAACUUAUGAUUGCUUGGGUGGCAACCAUGGUCAAGGACUAUUUGGGUGGCCUGGUCGUGAGUGGGUCUCGGCGGUUGAAGCGCUCGGGAGCACGGACACAGCUCCUUUCAACUACGACUCUCGGUCACAGGUCAAGCACCAGGACGAACGCCAGCACAGUGGUGUCGUUGCAACCGGUCCGAACGGGGCCUCGCGGUGAGCCUGUAUGGGCAGCUUACAUGUACGGGUCUUCCACGAACGUGGAGACCUUUUAA